Molecule: messenger RNA, 1231 nt
Organism: Misgurnus anguillicaudatus (oriental weatherfish)
Lineage: Eukaryota; Metazoa; Chordata; Actinopteri; Cypriniformes; Cobitidae
Source: RefSeq, a predicted model, not a curated record
GCGCCGUUCAAUGGCGACUCGGUACUACUCUCUGUUCUGUUUGUUUGUUUGGUGUUGUCCUGCGUGUGUCCUGAAUCCAGUCUUGGUAUUAUUCAGUAUGACAGAUCUGCAUUACUUUAUAUUCGGGACAACAUGCCCGUUUUUGUGCCUGAUCUACCGCCGGAUUUUCAACCAUACAUGGAGCGGCCAAAACAACGCUGGAAGACACGGAAGCGGGGUGUGAGGGGUGGCGCGCUAGUCCGGCUUAGGCGUCGCAUCUUCCGCCCAGCUUUACCAAGUCUGAUUCUUUCCAAUGUCCGCUCUCUGGCAAACAAAAUCGAUGAACUUUCUAUGCUCACUCGUACACAGAGAGACUUCAGAGAUGCCGCUGCUAUCUGCCUGUCUGAGACCUGGCUGGUUGAAAGUUUUCCGGACUCUAUGCUACAAAUAAACGGUUUCUGUUUACAUCGCGCAGAUCGCACCGCAUGCUCACGGAAACUACGUGGAGGCGGGGUUGGCUGUUACAUCAAUAGCAACUGGUGUUCGGACUGCAAAAUCUUGUCACAAACCUGCUCUCCAGAGCUGGAGUCUCUCACCGUGAUGUGUAAGCCCUUUUACUUGCCUCGUGAGUUCUCUUCUGUUGUCCUGAUGGUUAUUUAUAUUCCCCCGGACGCCUCUGCUCCGGCUGCUUUGCAGCAACUUGUGGAUAUUAUCACGGAGGUGGAAAACAACAAUCCUGACGCUGCUACGUUUGUACUGGGGGAUUUCAAUCACGUCUCCUUGAGGAAGGCUCUCCCCAGAUAUAAACCCCAAAUUCAGAUUGCUACCAGGAAGGAUAAAAUACUGGACCAAUGCUACUCCUCUAUUCCUGAGGCGUAUCAUGCUGUGGCCAGGGCCCCUCUGGGUAGAAGAUAUAGGAGCAUCAAGACCUCCACAUCACGCUUCAGAGACAGCACUUACCCUCUGGCCAUUAGAUAUCUGAAUUGCACUGAUCGCUAGCAGCACUUUUUCCACCUGUACACAAGUUGCACUUAUCUCUCAAAGGGCAUGGUACUUUCUAAUGUUUGCAGGUCUGGUCUCAUUGUCUACUGUCUGCUGGGUACUGUUGUUGUUGAUGUAUAGUGUUUGUCUGUUAUUCAAUGUUUACAUUUGUUAAUAUGAUGUGAAGAUGCUAUUUAUGUCUGAGGGUGUGGUACCAAGACAAAUUCCUAUCAACUCUGUUGACAUGGCAAUAAAUUUAUUGAAUCUUGAA